ACCAUGGACAAGUUUCUUAGUGAGCUGCCGGCCAAGAUGAUGCCCCUGGUCCCCUUCAGGUUACCUGUCGUCGAGCCUGAUUUUUGGCAAUCCGCAACAUUCUGGACAUACGUCUUUUGGGUUCUCUGGCUCCAUCGAUAUGUCCGGCUGCUUGUUCACUGCGUCAGCCAUUGGACCUACAAGUCGAAGCCGAUCCCUAACAAGCCAUCAUUCACCAACGAAGACGUCACGGUCAUUAUCCCCACUAUUCAUAACGCGUUUGAGGAGCUUCGACCGUCGCUUCAGAGCAUUCUGGCCUGUAAGCCUGCCGAGCUGAUUCUGGUCACAACGCACGACAAGCGCAAGGCUCUUGACGAGCUAGCCAAGUCCCUCAAUUACCCCCGGGUCCGUGUCAUGAAUACACCCAUUGCCAAUAAGCGACUUCAGGUCUGCGAGGCUCUGCCUACCGUGGAAACUCCCAUCACUAUCAUGGCUGACGAUGAUGUGGCCUGGCCAUCCACCUUGAUGCCCUGGAUUCUCGCCCCCUUUGAAGAUCCCAAGAUCGGCGGCGUCGGCACAUGCCAGCGAGUGAAGCGCGAGUGGACGGCCCCGUGGUCUGUUCGCAUCUGGAAUUGGCUCGGAGCCGCAUACAUUGAGCGCCGCAACUUUGAGAUCUCGGCUACUCACAACAUGGACGGCGGCACCUCUUGCAUGUCGGGACGCACUGGAGCGUACCGAUCGGAAAUCCUCAAGAGCCAUGAUUUCCUCGACGGCUUCAAGACUGAAAAGUGGAGAAAGUGGAUCUUGAAUGCUGACGACGAUAACUUUGUCACGCGAUGGUUGGUGAGCCACCAGUGGAAGACCUGGAUCCAGUAUGAGCGCGAAUGCGAGAUUGAAACCACUCUGGAGAAUGGCCCCAAAUUCCUGUAUCAGUGCUCCCGCUGGGCGCGUAGCAAUUGGCGAAGCAACUGGACCAGCCUGGUCAAGGAGCGGCACGUGUGGAGACAACAGCCUUGGUGCACAUACGCCCUCCACUUCGCGACCUUUACCUCUCUCGCCUUCGUCGUCGACCCGCUUCUGCUUGCCUCGUGCUGGUGGGCGACGGCUGAGUGGCAUGUCCAGUACCGACACUACGCCUUCUGGGCCCAGUUCCUCUUCAUGUUUGGCUUCACCAAGUUCGUCAAGCUCAUGGGACUUUUGUUGCGAAACCCGAGCGAUAUCAUCUUUGUUCCCGUCUCCAUCGUCUUUGGAUAUUUCCAUGGUCUGAUCAAGCUCUAUGCCCUUCUUACUCUCAACAUGACGUCAUGGGGCAGCCGAGCUGACGGCGAUGCAAAUGAUGCGCAGCGGCUCGCGCCAGCGCCAUCACCAUCUAAGGUAUUGACGACUCCUCGUGGUGCUAAGUCGCUCAUCCGCUUUAACGUCCGUCAAAAGGGAGGACAGACGCAGACGCGGACCGAGCAAGAUUCAGCAUGGGAAAAGCGCGGAUACGCUGCGUACGACUCGGGCACUUCAUACUCGGAAAAGCAUGAAGCCGCUGGCAUACAGAAUAGCCAUGAACAGCCGCAGUCGAUGCACUUCAGUAACGCUUCUGAAUAAUGAGUCAUGAUCAAUAAUCCCCCCCUUUUUUUCCCCUUCUUUUUUGGUGGGGGAUCUCUACAUACACAAAAAGAAGACAAUCUCCUAGACUCUUGUCUAGUUGGGAUUUGGUUUUACGCGAGCUACGAGAAAUGACAUUUUUUUUUCAUGGGAUCUUGGGUUUAGUACCAUGUCAUGAAUUUUUAGGCAUGAUCGAAAAAGGUAUGCCCUACUACUUUUUUUAUUGGGCCGUUUAGGGCGGGGUGGAAACAACAAAUUGCACUAUGGUGGUAUAUUCCAGCAGAAUAAUGGGCUCUGCUGCACAUGGACAUAUGGGACGGAAUGGAAUGGAAUGGAAUGGAUGGAACGCUUGGACUUUUGGUUGAUUUCUAGGGCAAUGUAUAGGCGUUGAAUUGGGCAAACGAGUCCCUGCUCAACAGUGCAUUCCCGGGACUGU
Messenger RNA from Trichoderma asperellum CBS 433.97, 2011 nucleotides. RefSeq lists its product as uncharacterized. Lineage: Eukaryota; Fungi; Ascomycota; Sordariomycetes; Hypocreales; Hypocreaceae. The record is from RefSeq and is a predicted model, not a curated record.